Lingula anatina is the source of this 1374-nucleotide messenger RNA. RefSeq lists its product as uncharacterized. NCBI's taxonomy places the organism in Eukaryota, Metazoa, Brachiopoda, Lingulata, Lingulida, Lingulidae. The record is from RefSeq and is a predicted model, not a curated record. Gene Ontology annotation, cellular component: sarcolemma; dystrophin-associated glycoprotein complex.
AUGCCGCUACUCUAUUCCUUUUGUUUUCAGCUUUUCUUGGCAGGGGUAUUUGGCGCCAUCUUCUUCUGUGUGGCUGAAAACAGAUAUUAUUAUAGCGGCAGCUGUAAGCUAUUUGUGAUAAAGGCAGUGGUUUUUACCCUGUCCGCCAUUAGUGUAUUUGUGUGCAUCGUAGCCAGUAUAUUCCCGGGUAUCCAUGGUCGCCGUAUCGCACAGUACACGGGAGACUGCGUAAGAACUAAUGAAGUAUGUUACUGUCAUCUGGGUGAUGACAACGGGAUGGUGAGGGUGUAUGCUUACCCUCACCUUCUUGACUGUCGUCCUGAGACUUUCACCAGUAUAAAAGAUAAUCUCAUAUUACAGUGUGCUCUCAACGCCAUUGGCUGUGGGGUUUCAAUAUGGCUUGUUGUGCUUCUCUGGCAGUCUCGCUACCAGAAUUACCCAUCAGGACUUCGCUUUUAUUCCUACAGUGCAAAUUCACAUCACCCUUGGAUGGAAACGACGAAUAGGCCUGCGUAUUCCACUCCAGUAGACACGCCCUCUUUCGACAGAAAGUUAUCACAGAAGCGCCUCCUAGCGAGACAGCAGAAAGACGAGGAGGAAGAGGAACAAAAACGGAAAUGCAUCGCAAAUGGUCAGCAUCCUUCAGAUACGUAUAAAUCUGACCAGGCUGACCAGCAAACUGCUCUGUUAGCCAAGAAUGAAAGAUCUGCAGAUGACGAAGUUGUGAUUCAUUAAACCUCUCCGAACCUCAAGCAAAAAAUGCUCCAUUAUUCUGUUAGCGAUAUGUGCUUUAUUUGAAUACGGCACUCAAAGAUUUGGACUUGUGAAACAUUGUCCUUGAUAUUGGCAGAAUUAGAGUUUCAUGUUGUCAGAGAACGCUUUCAGAACAGCCGACUAACAGAUCUGCCCACUUGUAUGCUUGUUGUGUAAUCCCAGCAGGGAAUCUCUUCAGUGUCUAAUCAGGAAUUCUAAAAGCAGCAAGCUAAAUAGUGGGUCGCCAUAUUUGAUCCAUGGAUCUGUUAGUUCCCUGUUCUAAAUUCACUUCUAAUUAACUACUGGUGAAUAUGUUAUCCGGUAAAAAAAUUAUUCAUUUGACCAAGAACCUCUCUUAUUUAUUGCUUCCUGGACUGCUAACAAUGUAUGAUUUCUGUAUGUAUAUAGUGAAAAUUUUUCAAAGAACUACAAAAUAUUAAUUUGCUAACAACACAUAAGCCUUUGCCUUAAAAUAAUUUUCUACAUUUAUUUUCCAAUGUACUGGCUUAGCGUAAGUUUGAAAUUUGUCUGGAUUUCAUAUUGGAAUGUUACCUUUACCUGGUGGAGAAAAAAAGGAAAACUGCCUUGAACUUUGCACAUAUAUAUAUAUAUAGUGUGUGA